Molecule: messenger RNA, 546 nt
Organism: Pieris brassicae (large cabbage white)
Lineage: Eukaryota; Metazoa; Arthropoda; Insecta; Lepidoptera; Pieridae
Exons: 5
Coding region: 1-546 (181 amino acids)
Biological process (GO): sensory perception of taste
Cellular component (GO): membrane
Source: RefSeq, a predicted model, not a curated record
AUGAGCAGAAUCGGUGACUGCUGGCGGAGAACAGUUUGUGAUCUCCACUCAUCCGGCAUGCCUCCGGGAUCUGAAAUACUUUUCAGAAAAAUUUUAGAAGUGUAUAACAGUCUUUUAAACACUAUUCAUGAAGCGCGUACAGAGUUGGAAGUUGGGAUAUCCUGCAACAUACUGCUAUAUUAUCCACAAAUAAUCAUUUUGUCAUCGAUUAUGUUAAGGAAUCACGAAAUUCUACCGACGCUUUGUAUAAACCUCUCGAUCAUAGCCUGUGCGGUAUUACUGAUUUUCAUACCAGGAAUUUUCUCAGAGCUGAUACUUCAUGAAUACAAAAAUAUUGUUAAAAUUUUAACGAAGCAACUUAUAAGAUGUGAAGACGCCUCACUUCGUAUGGAGAUGCAACAUGCGUUGGAUUACAUCAUAAUGCGUCCGUAUAGAUUCAAUUUAUUUGGUGCGAUUCCCCUUAAACUCUCAUUACCUCUAACAAUAGCAAGUCUGAUGGCAAGUGACCUAGUUAUGGUCUUACAAUUUAACAAAGUUUUAAAAUAA